Messenger RNA from Fusarium tjaetaba, 1845 nucleotides. Its product is annotated as CAMK CAMKL KIN4 kinase. Gene Ontology annotation, molecular function: protein kinase activity; ATP binding. Bases 1 to 1845 code for a protein of 614 amino acids. The record is from RefSeq and is a predicted model, not a curated record. Gene Ontology annotation, cellular component: chromosome passenger complex; spindle microtubule; spindle midzone. The transcript has a single exon. Lineage: Eukaryota; Fungi; Ascomycota; Sordariomycetes; Hypocreales; Nectriaceae. Gene Ontology annotation, biological process: protein phosphorylation; mitotic spindle organization; regulation of cytokinesis.
AUGCUCGCCGGCUACCUCCCCUUCGAUGAUGACCCCGCCAACCCCGAAGGCGACAACAUCAACCUUUUGUACAAGUAUAUCGUGACAACGCCUCUAACCUUCCCCGAAUACGUCACACCUCACGCUCGGGACCUCCUUCGCCGUAUUCUCGUGCCCAAUCCCCGUAAGCGCGCGGAUCUAUUCGAAGUUGCUCGUCACAGCUGGCUGAGUGAAUACGCGAACCUCGUUGAAUUCAUCACAAGCUCGACAACGUUACCGUCAGAAGUCCCCGAUUCAGGCGUGUCACCAGACGAUUACGCCGAGGCCCCGACGAUUGCCCGAAGCUCUUCUGUUCGCGAGGCUUCAAAGCAAAAACAAUCUCAUCCUCCUGUUGUUGGAGGACUGGCGAAGACGCAUGGCAGUGUCGAUCCCGAAUCUGAGACUACUCAUCGCAGCACACCGAAGGAUGCAAAGCGGAGAACUGUUCAGGUUGAAUACGUGGCCCCUACGACGAAAACUCAACGUGGUGCAGAUGCCGCGCCUUCAAAACCUAGUUCACAUUCCCUCCAACAGCAAGGACCAGUGGAUGUGCCUGAAGCCAACACUGAGAAGCCUCUUCCGCGUGAACCUCCUAUGACAAAGGACAACCCUUCUCGCACCCAGUCGAGACGUCCACAGAGCUCGCACAAGAGCGCUGUCCCCCACAGGCCAGCUCGCGACACCCGCGCCACUUCUGACAAUGCCUUUAUGACUGGGCCAACCAACACAGCAAGGCCACGGACCCAGGGCUCAAUGCAAUCUUCUGCGUCAAUGGGUCUGCAGUCUCAUGGGAACUAUGGUCAGCCUGCACCUCCCACUAUUGCCGAUACAAACGCUCACGGUCGAAUUCAACAACCUCAAAAUCCUGAGGAUGAGGAGAACAUCGCCAAGACUGUGGGUAGUGUUCCUCCCAAGGUGAUGAAGAUGUCGACUUUCCAGAAUGAGACAAAGUCGACAGGCCGAGGUCACAAGAGGUCCAACACCUUGGGUGAUCUUGGUAACAAGAUAAUGGGUCGCAGCGGGUCUAUCUUUGGGGGACGAUCUAAGAAGCGGCCGGAGCAGCAGCCGCAACCUGACAAAUCAAGGAAGUAUCCUCCCGUCAGUAUGCCCACCACGAUGAUGCCAGGUGAGGAAGCCGGUCCCCGGCCCUCCAUGGAAUCAAAGGCCUCCCGACGAUCAUUCUCCCUCGGACUUGGAAAGAAGCGUAGUGGCAGUGUCCAAGGUUCUAGUGAUAAGAAGGACCGCCGGUUCUCCCUGGUUAAGGCGAUGGGCCUUGGCAAGGACCAGGGAAGUGUAACUGGGUCUGAGGCGGAUUCACAGCAGGAUCUGCCCAUCCAACAUCCUCGAGCUGAGCAACUCCGUGGCUACAGCGCUCACGAAGAGGCUCGACAUAGCGAGCCCUACUUUGACGCCCCCUACGAACAAUACCCCCAACGUGAUACAGCACAGUCUAGCCCUGUGUACCACACACGCCAUGCGAACGCUCAACAACAGGAUGGCCGAAGACCCAGCGCAAUCCCUACAUAUAUACAAGGUAGUCAUCUGAACACAGGCUCUGACUCAUCAGUGGAUGUGCGACGACCUCCCACUGAUUCAAGGUCUCGCCCAUACCAAGCGGACUUUUCAGAGUCAGAAGGUUAUGAUGGACGACCAGUCGGAAGCAGUCGUGACGACCGAUCAAGUGUGCUUCAGAAGAGCCACAAGAAGUUUGCGGAUGCGUACGAUGGAGAAAAUUACCGCGGGCACGAAGGCAGCAGCGGAGCCGCCAAGCGGGUGAUGGAUUUCUUCAGGAGACGUGGAAAGGCAAGGGGUGGUGAAGACCGGUGA